AUGGGGGAAUCAGGUGAUUUUGUUGGAGGCACUUGUCUUGAGAUCUAUGUGAAGAGGUUCUCAAUGCAUUUGAGAGUUUUUGCCCCAUGUGGUGGUCACAGGUUGAUUAAAAUGGGCCAAACCAUGAGUGGAUUGGGAAAUGGUAACACAAUCCGGUUUUGGAUUGAUGAAUGGCUUCCAAAUAUUGGUUGUCUCAUUAUGACUGAGAUAAAGGGGUGCAUGAUUAUGAAGUUCAUUUGA
Sphenostylis stenocarpa is the source of this 240-nucleotide messenger RNA. NCBI's taxonomy places the organism in Eukaryota, Viridiplantae, Streptophyta, Magnoliopsida, Fabales, Fabaceae. The record is from the annotation of a GenBank genome assembly.